Messenger RNA from Caenorhabditis remanei, 477 nucleotides. RefSeq lists its product as uncharacterized. The transcript is spliced from 4 exons. The coding region runs from base 1 to 477 and encodes 158 amino acids. NCBI's taxonomy places the organism in Eukaryota, Metazoa, Nematoda, Chromadorea, Rhabditida, Rhabditidae. The record is from RefSeq and is a predicted model, not a curated record.
AUGGUCAAAUUACGUGAAGAACAGAAGGCGGAGCUUAUCCGGCAAGAAAAAGAGCGUCGGCGGAUCGCUCGUCUCCGUCAGGUCCGCCAGCAAACCGCGACGAAUGCAAAAGUGAUUCGAGACGUUGUGAGCCGGAAGAAGACACAAGUCAUCGAAGAAAUCAAAUCUCAGCUACACGAACAAGUGGAAGAUAUGAUGACGGAACAGGAGAGAAGUGAAAUCGAAAAUAAUUUGAGAGCUCGGGCACCACAUUCCAAGCGAAAAACGAUGACGCCGCGCUCAAAGAAAAGAGCCGCCCGUCGUCGAGAAAUGACUGAAACCGACUUGGCACUCGCCGAGAAACGGAAUGCCGACGCGAUGCGACGUCUUCGGAAUCAGAAGAAACAAGAAGUCGAAGAACGAGAGCAACGACUGGCGAAACGGAAAGAGGCGGCGCAGAAGGCCAAUGAGAUUAUGAGAGGAAAUCAGAUUUUAUGA